CUCUAGGGCUAAACUUUCUCUCUCGCAUUCCGACUCUCCAUCUUCUCCGUCUCCCUCUCGCGCGAAAUCUCAUGGCGCCGCCUCCUGGACCUUACUCCGGCACCAGCACUCUCGCUCUGGUUGCUCGGGCGUCUGCUUUCUCCUUUGGAGUCGUUUAUGGGAGCAUCAAACUCAAAUAUUUGAAGGCAAAGGCAAAUUCCCAAAGGAAAGCUGAAGCAAAGGCUCACCACUAAACCAAAAGAAUUUUGUUUAUGUUGGGUGAAUGCUUUGAAUUAGGAAUAAUGCACAAAGAUGGAAUUGAACAAGAGUUUCAUUACUUCUUAUAGCUUUUUGGACCUUUGUGUACUCAUCUCAAAUUCUUUUGCAAGUUUUUAACUCAGUAUUUGGACCAUUGUUUUUCCCUGUUAACAAUGGCCUUUAUGCUGGAUGUGUAGUUUUUGUUGAGUAGAAAGCAACGGGGCAAACUAGUGAUGAAUGCUCUGUGCUUUCCUGAUUAAAAUAAUAAUGUUAUUGACUCCCA
Messenger RNA from Rubroshorea leprosula, 520 nucleotides. Lineage: Eukaryota; Viridiplantae; Streptophyta; Magnoliopsida; Malvales; Dipterocarpaceae. The record is from the annotation of a GenBank genome assembly.